Molecule: messenger RNA, 970 nt
Organism: Cryptomeria japonica (Japanese cedar)
Lineage: Eukaryota; Viridiplantae; Streptophyta; Pinopsida; Cupressales; Cupressaceae
Exons: 3
Coding region: 202-690 (162 amino acids)
Biological process (GO): negative regulation of ceramide biosynthetic process; ceramide metabolic process; intracellular sphingolipid homeostasis
Cellular component (GO): endoplasmic reticulum membrane
Source: RefSeq, a predicted model, not a curated record
UUACCACCCAAAGGUAGACGUUUGAUGAAGGAUACGUACAAUACGCUUUAGGGCAUCAAGACAACCUUUCUUGGUACAGCGGAGAUACCCAAAAUAUAUCUGUCUGCAAGGAAAAGAGUAGAUUUACAAUCUAUAUCUGCAUCUGUAUCUGCAGCAGAAAGAUAAGUGUAAUUACUGUCAGAGUCGAAAGAUUUAAGAUUGAUGCGUGGCAUGGGGAAUCUGUACGUGCAGGCGGUGCCACCACCAGAUUUGAACAAGAACACAUCGUGGUUCAUGUAUCCGGGCGUGUGGACGACUUACAUUCUCAUCCUCUUCUUUGCUUGGCUCAUCGUCCUUUCUGUAUUUGGAUGCACUCCUGGGACAGCUUGGACCGUCGUUAAUCUGUGCCAUUUUGCGGUCACUUACCAUUUCUUUCACUGGAAGAAGGGUACCCCUUUUUCAGAAGAUCAGGGAAUAUAUAAUAAGCUGACAUGGUGGGAACAGAUGGACAAUGGAAAGCAGCUGACGCGUAACAGAAAGUUUUUGACUGUAGUUCCUGUAGUCCUAUACUUGAUUGCAUCUCAUACCACUGACUAUCAAAAUCCGUGGCUCUUUCUGAACACAAUUGCUGUAUUGGUGCUGGUUAUUGCUAAAUUUCCCAACAUGCACAAAGUAAGAAUUUUCGGAAUUAAUGCAGAUUAUCCAACGUGAUUAUACUGAUGUUAUUAAUACGAUAUAUCUGCUGUCUAUUUUUUAAAUUUGUUUAAUUGCAAAAUAGUUAGCUUCACCUCAAUGUACAAAACGAAAAAAAAUCACACUAUUAAAAAUACUUGAAGGCACUGUAGAAAUUUGUGUAGCAUAUAAUACAGGGACUGAAAUGUAUUGCUUUUCUUCCUGAGCAACUACACUUGUACAGGUCUUCUUUGUAACUUUGUAAGAAACUUUCUCAGCGUGCAGAUUAUGCUGUAAUAUAAUUAUCUUCUUGUUUGUA